This is a messenger RNA of Actinia tenebrosa (Australian red waratah sea anemone), 651 nucleotides long. Its product is annotated as coactosin-like protein. The record is from RefSeq and is a predicted model, not a curated record. Lineage: Eukaryota; Metazoa; Cnidaria; Anthozoa; Actiniaria; Actiniidae. Gene Ontology annotation, biological process: regulation of actin filament polymerization. Gene Ontology annotation, cellular component: cortical actin cytoskeleton; site of polarized growth; actin filament. Gene Ontology annotation, molecular function: actin filament binding.
UCCGCUCUCUCGAUUCUUGAAACGCCCCCUUCACAUUGCAUUGCACAGCAUCAUCUCCACUCCUUUGAUCCACAUCUUACAUCUCUUGUCUUCCUUGUUCAAAAAUGGUUGCUGUUGAUAAAGAAGGCUUGAAUGCUGCUUAUGAGAACGUACGGGACGACAAAAGCGACGAAACAUGGGCAACGUUUGGUUAUGAUGACAGYAACCAGGUAGUACACUUGAAGUCUGGAGUAAACUAUGACGAAUUCUURGAAGAGUUAAAAGAUGACGAGAGGUUGUAUGGUUUUGUUAGAAUCGAAUCUGGAGAUGAGUUGAGCAAACGAGCCAAGUUCGUCCUGGUGGCCUGGGUAGGAGAGAAUUUAUCGGCCAUGAAGAAAGCUAAAGUAGGCACKGAUAAAAGCUCUGUUAAAGCUGUUCUCAAGAACUUCGCUGUAGAGAUUUUAACCGGCGAAAAAGACGAGUUGGAACUCGAACACGUGAAGAAGGUUGUGCAGAAAGCCGGUGGCGCUAAUUAUGGUACAGGACAACAUUGAUAUCGCGACAGUGAUACCCUUUAUAAUGUUUGCCUCUCAUGAUCACUGGAAUCUUUUUUAUACACUUAUAACUUUGUUGUUGAUAUUUUUAACAAUAAAAUAAGAUAAUAAAUGAUUA